CUGCCACCGGCGCCAUGGCCGACACGAAGCUCACCGACGACCAGGUCAACAACCUGGCGACCGUCCUGCGCAACGACAACACCCACUUCGACGUCAAGGUCCAGUACGUCAACGCCAUCAAGUCCGGCAUCAAGCAGCACAACAUCCCCGAGACGUGCAUCCCCCAGCUCUUCGAUGGCCUGCGCCUCGCCUCCAGCUCCCAGCACGUCGCCCUGGCCACGGCCGGCUUCACGGCGCUCAACCACCUCUUUACGCGCAUGUCGCGCCAGGAGCCCAAGCAUUUAGCGAAAGAGGCCGCGCGCACGCUGCCCCUCGUCAUCGAGAAGCUGGGCGACUCCAAGGACAAGCCCCGCGCCCUGGCGCUGCAGAGCCUCAACACGCUGUACGCCGUUGCCCCCGCCGACGUCGAGCGCUCGAUUCGAAACACGGCCAUGGUCGGCAAGAACCCGAGGGCCAAGGAGGCGUCUAUGCAGUGGCUUUUGGAGCACGGACUGCCGUUUCGUAGUUUCGUCCCCAUGCUCAUGGAUCUUCUGGAGGAUGCGGACGGAAUGGUCCGAGAUACUGCUAAGAGCACCGUGAUCGAACUCUUCAAGAAUGCGCCCGCGGCUGCCAAGUCCGACCUGAAGCGACAACUGAAGAACUACAAGAUCCGACCCGCCAUCGAACAGGCCAUCGUCAAGGCUCUUGCGCCCGCCGGUCCUCGCUCAGAGACCCCAUCAGAUGCCGCGCCUACUGCUUCGCGACCUGCCCUGUCCGCGCCCUCGUCUUUUGCCGCCAGCGAACGACCUACGACCCCGAUGGCCGACAUUCCAGCCGAACCCGUUGAACCGCAAUACGUUAACACCAAUCGCGAAUUGGACGACAUCAUUAGGGAGAUGACCCCAUACUUCGAAGGCAAGGAGUCCGAACACAACUGGAUGAAGAGAGAGCAGAGCAUCGUGACGCUGCGGAGAUUGGUGGCUGGCAACGCCCCGGCCGAAUUCACGGACACGUUCAUUGUUGGCCUCAAGGGGCUGCUGGACGGCAUCAUCAAGGCCAUCAACUCUCUGCGCACAAGCUUGUCGAAGGAGGGCUGCAGUCUGGUCCAGGAGAUGGCCGUCGCGUUUGGGCCCGCGAUGGAUCCGCUGGUCGAGCUCCUCAUGCAGACGUUUAUGAAGCUGUCUGCCAAUACCAAGAAGAUCAGCUCCCAGAUGGCCAACACUGCCAUAGACGUCAUCAUCAGCAAGGUCACGUACACGCCCCGCAUCAUGCAGCACAUUUGGGGCGCCGUCCAGGACAAGAAUGUGCAGCCUCGAACGUAUGCGGCCGGGUGGUUGAUUACCAUACUGAAGAAGGAGGCCCAUCACAAGAACCACAUUGAGCACACGGGGGGCGUUGACUUGAUCGAGAAGUGUAUCAAGAAGGCCUUGGGUGACGCCAACCCCACCGUCAGGGAAAAGAUGCGGGCGUGUUACUGGAGAUAUUGGACGAUCUGGCCAGCAAGAGCUGAUGCACUGAUGGCCGAUUUGGACACUACCGCCCAGAAGCUGCUCCUGAAGGACCCGAACAACCCCAGCUCGGGGAAAAAGGUGGAAGCACCAGCCGCUGCCAGGCCAGGCGCAGGCUUCUCGAGGAGCACCACUGCGACCAGCAGCAAGCCCAGCCUGAGAGACGCCAUGCUGGCUCAGAAGAAGGCCGCGCUGGCGACGAGAAACCUACCAACCCGGCCCGGAUCUGCCAUGUCCUCAUUCACCACCGCCUCGCCUCACACUUCCAACCCGCAGCUCAGCACAACUGCCUCGAAGCCGCUGGCGCGGCACCGAACCGACACUAACACGAUAUCGGUCAACGCAGGCGGCAUGUCGGUAGCUCCUAUGCGGCCAGCCAAGAGACGACCAGAGGUGGCUCGUCCCGCAACGGCUGGCCCUUACUCGGUUCGAGACCAGCCCAGCCCAGAGCCAGGCAAAGCUACCUCUGCGACGUCGUCGACCUCUUCAAGGCAAGGAGGCGCGACCACGCCAAAGAGGCCAUCCUCGAGGGCUCACCAUGCAUCUCACGCAAGCGAGUCGGGCAUGAUUUCGCCCACAUUCGUGCGGCCGACGCAAAUCCCCUCACCGCGAGCCAGCCCAGCCAGGCUUAGGCACUCUCAAACCACGGUUCAUACCAUGAGUCCAACCAGGGCGACCGACGAUCUUACCCUGGUGGUACCGACACUUUCUAGCAUACAGUCGGCUGCGCCUAGGUUAGAGUCGCCACGGCAGCCAGCAUACAUGCCCGCCUCGCCUCCCGCCGUUCUCCCCUCUGGAAACUCGCAGUCUCCGCGACUGAAAGUAUACGAAGACCCCUUUACUGAAGACCAGCCGAUGCCGACCCCAUCGCUGCCGACAGCGCCUGUUUUGGAAGAGAGGACGAUCAACGAAGACGCCGCCAACAUUCGGAGGUCUCUGUCGGACGAGUCUGGGCUUCCGGAGAAGAAUGGACAAAAUGCUCGACUCCUGGACAGCGGCAUCUCCAAGAUCAGGUCCAAGACGCUGGAAGUGCACGGCUUCCGAAAGCUGCAGUCCCUGAUCCGAGACCCUAAGACCGUCUUCACAGAUCAGCGAUUCGAAGCCCUUCUGGUGGGCCUGUUCCAGUACCUCGAGGAUCCCCUGUCCGACCUCCCCGCAGACAAGGCCCAGGACGUCAAGGCUCAGAUCCUGACGACGAUCAAGCUGCUGCUGAAAAAGGAGCGAAAGAACUUUCAGCCUCACGUUUCACGGGGACUCGAGUCUCUCCUGCAGACCCGCGGCAGCUACGACACCAGGGCACACGUGGUUAGCGGCCUCGAGCUCCUGGCGGACGAGCUGGUGACGCUCAGCGACGGCUCCGAGACGGCCGUCGUGCUCACGAAGCGCCUGCAGUUGUGCAGCGACACCACCGUCGAGGGCUGCCGCACCCUCAGCAUGGGGCUCCACGUGCUCAAGGAGAUGCUCGACAAGCGGCCCGAGUACGUGCCGACGCACAAGGAGCUGCUGCGGCUGACUGGGCUGGCGGGCCGGUGUCUGGAGUCGACGGACUCGGGCGUGCGGAUGGACGCCGUCAAGCUUUGCGUCGCGCUGCAUGCGCGCGUCGGCGAGGCGGCUUUCUGGGAGGGCAUGGCUGAGAUUCGGGACGAUCCGAAGAGCUUGAUUACGUAUUACAUUGUGAAGAAGCAGCGCGAGGAUGGCAUGUUUUCAUGAGCUCUUGGCUUUGG
Messenger RNA from Trichoderma citrinoviride, 3211 nucleotides. Its product is annotated as ARM repeat-containing protein. Bases 15 to 3197 code for a protein of 1060 amino acids. The record is from RefSeq and is a predicted model, not a curated record. Gene Ontology annotation, biological process: mitotic spindle assembly; astral microtubule depolymerization. Gene Ontology annotation, cellular component: mitotic spindle; cytoplasmic microtubule; microtubule organizing center. Lineage: Eukaryota; Fungi; Ascomycota; Sordariomycetes; Hypocreales; Hypocreaceae. The transcript is spliced from 4 exons. Gene Ontology annotation, molecular function: microtubule binding.